UUCAACUUUGUAUCCUUUUAAACCCUAACUGAAAGUGAAAUAAUGUGACGAAAAUGUUGCGUCACGUGCUUUAUUGAAGGGAGAAUUACCCAGACUACAUCCGUGCGAUCAGAUCAGAUGAACAUGGCGCAGGGCGAUCGGGCCAUCGUUGGAUUGUAAACAAGAGGAAAUUUUGGGAUAGGAUCGACAUCGUGUCAUGCACGUGUGAAAUGGUCUCAGUCUCGAUAUACUGGAUCACUUCUGCUUCAUUGAUGACUACGAAGCGACCAAUUGAGUGCAGCACAUCGAAUUGCAUUCAUAAACAUUUCUAUAGGACUUCAAACCCCUGAGCAUUCAUUGUUUCGGAUAUCUGAAAGAAAAAUCCUUGUUUUUUAACCGUGGAUUACAUCUUCGCAUGACCAAAUGGCUGCAAGUGUGAAAACGAAAAGGAGUAAUGAGCUGCCUCGAGGCGUUGAGAGGUUAAAAGAGGAGCACAGGAAGGUGGUGAAAGAUUGCAGAGCUAAAAUUGAGCACUGGAAAAAAGUGGAGAAAGACUAUGAAUGUCUCCAGGACCGCCUCAGGACCUUGCCUGACAAGUUGUCUUAUGAUAUUAUGGUACCAUUUGGUCCCUUGGCUUUCAUGCCAGGAAAGCUGGUUCACACUAAUGAAUUAACAGUGCUCCUUGGUGAUAACUGGUUUGCAAAGUGUUCUGCCAAACAGGCAGACACUCUUGUGGAACACAGGAAGAAACAUGUAAACAAAGCACUAGAAGAUUUAGAGAAAGUAAUGAAGAACUUUCAGAAUAAAGCAAACUUCACAGAUGAUCUUGAAAAAUUGGCCGGUGUGGCUGAUGGUACUGGAGAUUUUGUAGAUAUUAGAGAAGAGCUGAUAAAUGAGAAGGAAGUUACUAAAGGUAAGCAUCGACUGGCCCACAAACCCAACUCAAAACCCAAGCAGGAGUAUAUGCUGGAGCAGAAAGACAAUGGAGAAGAGGAUGGAGUGCUAAACAAAGGGGUGCUGUCUGAGGAAGAGCUGUGGGCUCGACUUGAUGAAUUGGAGCAUAUGGAGAAAAUGCAAGAUGAAAGAUACCGAUUGGACAGCACAGACACUAAUGGAGAAGACACCACUUCCUCUUCAUCAGAAGAAGAGAAGGACGCAGAUGGUGGUAGCAGUGUCCAGCUCAAUGGUCAUCAGGAGGAAAUGAACUGGUUACCCGCAUCUCAGGUGAAUGGUACUAGCGGCUUACAUCCUGAGGUGGAGGAAGAUGGUGAGGAGGAAACAGGAAACGGUCUUCCAACAAUCUACUUUUCUCACACUGUGGAGCCCAAAAAGGUAAGAAUAAACACAGGAAAGAACACCACACUGAAGUUCAGCGAGAGAAAAGAACAAAAGGAACAAGCCAAACGGAAAAAGAAAAAUGGCAAAAGUAAUGGUCACGAAAAUUACAAGAUCACAACCCCAGCAGACAUUUAUAGGGUGUUUGUGGACUUGGUGAAUGGAGAACUUAUGCCACGGAAGUCUAUUUUGAAGUCACGCAGCCGUGAGAACAGCGUGUGCAGUGACACCAGCGAGAGUAGCGCAGCUGAUUUUGAAGAGCGUCGGACCACAUUUGGUCGCACAAUGAGCCAUGAUGACGCCACACAUAGUGACACCAGCGAUGGCAUUACAGAGGAGGAUAGCCCAACUGGCAUCAGCCCUCACAUCAAUGGACGCUUUGAGGCUUUUACAGGCACAGUAAUUGAAAAGGAUCCCAUGCCAACCUCCAUUCCACACCUGACAAUCUCCCCUCCUGCUUUACCCACAAUCCCGGAGAGAAAGCUGGAGGAGCUGGGCCCAGAGGUACCUCAGGAGCCACCCAAGAGGAUGUCCAAAUUUAAAGCUACACGUUUGCAACAGAAAUGAGACCUAAUCUUGCCGGGUUCCGGCUCUACGGUUUUUCAAGUCCUCUCUUUUUGUACAGCUGUAACACUUUUGGACAUCUGAUGUUCAGCCUAACUGUCCUCUGCCUGUCAAGCUACACUUUCUCAUCUGAAUAAUGUGUUUUUCAUUCUAUUAUGCAUCCAUGACAAUUAAUUCAGUCUGUAAGUGCAAUAACAAAAUAAUAUGAAUUGAUUUACAGUUUGCUUCCUGUUAUUUUAGACCAGUAAGGACAAGUUGCAUAGUUUAUCUUUUGUGUUUAUUACUUAAAAUAAAAAAGAAAUGGCUAAAUUAAGCUAAAAUCAAAGCAAACAAAAGUAGGUUUAGUGAAAUCAUGGCUUUACCCUACUUUUUUAUCUCAUUGUUGUGAUAUAUGAUGUGUGACAUAUUUGAAAAAUGCAGCUUUUUCAAAGUUCAUUGUGAUAAUUCAUAAUAUGGACUUCCUUUUACCCACCUUGGCAUUGAUACAGCUGCCAAUUUCUGUCAGGUUUAAGAAGUAUUUUUUAUCUUGUAAGAGCUUUUUCUUUGACUCUUCUGUCAGUUUUUCUAAGGUUUUUUUCUAUUGGUUUCUGUCCAGUGUUUUGGCUUUGAGACCCUAUAGAUGUUGUAAAUGAGAAUAUUAAAAAAAUAAACUGUUUUGACAUUA
Molecule: messenger RNA, 2542 nt
Organism: Misgurnus anguillicaudatus (oriental weatherfish)
Lineage: Eukaryota; Metazoa; Chordata; Actinopteri; Cypriniformes; Cobitidae
Gene: uri1
Product: URI1 prefoldin like chaperone
Biological process (GO): negative regulation of phosphatase activity; negative regulation of transcription by RNA polymerase II
Molecular function (GO): phosphatase inhibitor activity; chromatin binding; transcription corepressor activity
Source: RefSeq, a predicted model, not a curated record